UUUGGAGUGCUGGAUAAUUUCGCAGAAUGCAAAAAUUGUGGUGUUGGUUUCAAUCCUCAGAACAUGUAUACCGUGACCACCUACGGACGUCCUUGUAGCAGACCAGAUAAGUUCAUUGUGUUGAGCGAUCGAAUUCUACCUAAUGAGUAUGUCCCUCGCAUUAAGAAGGAAGUCGUGGAGAUUUGCAGCAAGGCUCGCAACUAUCGCUUUGACAGCAGCAAGUGGAAUGAGCUGGAGAAGGCAAGUCGCGAACUGAAAGGAAGUUCUGCUGAAUUUGAAAAGCUGAGAGAGAUCAGACAAAUGGUAAGUUCUUUCGAUUCACGCAUUUCGAUCUAA
Messenger RNA from Cylicostephanus goldi, 336 nucleotides. Lineage: Eukaryota; Metazoa; Nematoda; Chromadorea; Rhabditida; Strongylidae. The record is from the annotation of a GenBank genome assembly.